This is a messenger RNA of Pestalotiopsis fici W106-1, 2766 nucleotides long. Its product is annotated as Chitin synthase 1. The coding region runs from base 1 to 2766 and encodes 921 amino acids. Gene Ontology annotation, molecular function: chitin synthase activity. NCBI's taxonomy places the organism in Eukaryota, Fungi, Ascomycota, Sordariomycetes, Amphisphaeriales, Sporocadaceae. The transcript is spliced from 3 exons. The record is from RefSeq and is a predicted model, not a curated record. Gene Ontology annotation, cellular component: cell septum; cell periphery.
AUGGAGCCCAACGAUAAUAAACCCCCUCCCCAUCCCCAUGAGGAGGAGGAGUAUGUCAGAGGAUACCAGCUACAGGACAUACCUCUCGACAGGAACUCUAGAGACGAACAAUCUGCACCUCUGCAACAGGAUGCCUCCCAUGGCUCCUCUUCUCAUGAUGACUAUUACCUUGAGCCAAAAGGCCCAAUCUCUCCAUACUCACCAGCGUCAGGCCCUGGGGGUUAUUAUGACAGCACGCAAACUUUGGGCGUGUAUCACUACCCCAGUGCCGACCCCCAUUCUCCGACUCCGGAUGCAGAGGAAUGGGGCAAGGGCAGCUUUAGCAACAACAGCUGGAGGUUUUCUAGACCUCCGUCCUCAUUUGGCGGCUUCAAUGACACUACUUGGGCCGAACGUCAGCAGCAACCGGGCACACGCUUGAGCGGUGCUGGCGAUGGUCUCCGCCGCCGCCCCACGAGGAAGAUCAAGCUCAUUGAAGGUCGGCAGGGACCGGUCCUCAGCACCAACUAUCCCGUCCCCAGCGCCGUCAAGAAUGCCGUGGAGCCUCGCUACAUGGAGGAGGGUACGCAUGAAGAGUUUACAGAGAUGCGAUACACGGCAGCCACCUGUGAUCCCAACGAGUAUACCCUGCUCAACGGAUAUACGCUGCGCCCGCGCAUCUACAAUCGGCACACAGAGCUCAUGAUUGCCAUUACGUACUACAACGAAGACAAGGUCCUCUUUGCCCGAACGUUGCACGGUGUGAUGCAAAACAUUCGCGAUAUCGUCAAGCUGAAGAACUCGACCUUUUGGUCCAAGAGCGGACCGGCCUGGCAGAAAAUUGUCGUGUGUAUAAUCUUCGAUGGUAUCGAGAAGGCCGACAAGAGCGUCCUCGAUGUGCUCGCCACGAUAGGAGUUUUCCAGGACGGUGUCAUCAAAAAGGAUGUUGGUGGCCAAGAAACCGUGGCUCACAUCUUUGAAUACACCAGUCAGCUUUCCGUCACACCCAACCACCAGCUCGUCCGGCCCAACGCCGAGAAUCCCAAAUCAAACCUGCCACCCGCACAAUUCAUCUUCUGUCUCAAGCAAAAGAACAGCAAAAAGAUCAACUCGCAUCGAUGGCUCUUCAACGCUUUUGGUCGCAUCUUGAACCCGGAAGUCGCCAUCCUCAUCGACGCUGGUACAAAGCCGGGGCCUCAAUCGCUGCUGGCCCUCUGGGAAGGUUUCUACAACGAUAAGCACCUUGGCGGUGCUUGUGGUGAGAUCCAUGCCAUGCUGGGUCACCGAGGAAACAAGCUCUGGAAUCCACUCGUUGCCGUGCAAAACUUUGAGUACAAGAUUUCCAACAUUUUGGAUAAACCGUUGGAAUCCUCCUUUGGUUACGUCUCCGUCUUGCCUGGUGCCUUUUCUGCAUACCGAUACCGCGCCAUUAUGGGCAGGCCCCUGGACCAGUAUUUCCACGGAGAUCACACGCUUUCCCACGGCAAAAAGGGCCUUGAAAGCAUGAACAUUUUCAAAAAGAACAUGUUCCUUGCCGAGGACAGAAUUCUUUGUUUUGAACUGUUUGUGAAAUCCGGACAAAAGUGGCAUCUCUCGUAUAUCAAGGCGGCCAAGGGAGAAACAGACGUGCCCGAGGGCGCCGCCGAGUUUCUCAGUCAACGUCGCCGAUGGCUCAACGGAUCUUUUGCCAUGUCGCUCUACUCCCUGCAGCACUUUGGCCGUCUGUACAAAUCCGGGCACAACAUCAUUCGCAUGUUCUUCCUCCACAUUCAGUUCUUGUACAACUUUGCCAAUGUCUUCUUCAGUUGGUUCUCGCUCUCCUCGUACUACCUCACCACCUCCGUCAUUAUGGAUCUUGUCGGCACGCCCGUCGAGGCCACCGGCACCCACGGUUGGCCCUUUGGCGACACGGCCAGUCAGAUCAUCAACGUCGUACUCAAAUGGAUCUACCUGAUUUUCCUCAUCAUCCAAUUCAUUGUGGCGCUGGGAAAUCGACCCAAAGGUUCGCGACACACGUAUAUUGCCUCGUUUGCAAUCUUUGCUAUCAUCCAGGCCUACAUCAUUGUGCUCUCGUUUUACCUAGUCUACAAGGCGUUGCGAACACCGCUGGGAGAAGACAUCAACACGACGUCUGGUCAGGCCUUCUUUGAAAGUAUAUUUGGCGAUCAGGGCAUCACCGGAGUCAUUCUUAUUGCUCUGAUUACAAUUUACGGUCUCAACUUCUUGGCAUCCUUCCUGUCGCUGGAUCCCUGGCACAUGUUCCACUCGUUCCCCUACUAUCUCGUUCUCCAGUCGACCUACAUCAACAUCCUAAUGGUGUACGCCUUCAGCAACUGGCACGACGUGUCUUGGGGUACCAAGGGAUCCGACACGGCCGACAAGCUGCCCUCUGCCGCCAUUAGCAAGGACGCCUCGGGACCGCGCAUCUACGAAGAAGUCGAGCGCCAACAGGACGACAUUGACACGCAGUUCAAGCGCACCGUGUACCGGGCUCUCGCGCCCCUCGAGCCCGAGGUGGAGGAGGAGAGCAAGGACAAGGAGGACUCGUACAAGUCUUUCAGAACGCGUCUCGUGGUAUCCUGGAUUGUUUCCAACUUGAUCUUGUGCAUCAUUGUCACUUCCAACGAGUUUGAAUUCUUGGGCGUUCAGGAAGCAUCAAUCAAGCGAACCCCCACUUACUUCCGAGUCCUACUCUUUUCAACUGCGGCCCUUGCAACGAUUCGUUUCUUGGGAUUCCUCUGGUUCUUUGGCAGGACACUCAUCAGAAGCUUGUUCAACAAGAAAUAA